Molecule: messenger RNA, 1319 nt
Organism: Purpureocillium takamizusanense
Lineage: Eukaryota; Fungi; Ascomycota; Sordariomycetes; Hypocreales; Ophiocordycipitaceae
Exons: 1
Coding region: 126-1178 (350 amino acids)
Cellular component (GO): mitochondrion
Molecular function (GO): (3R)-hydroxyacyl-[acyl-carrier-protein] dehydratase activity
Source: RefSeq, a predicted model, not a curated record
UGCACCCCGACAACAUGACGUUCCGUACCAAGUACAUACGUUAAUCUCACCGUCGAAUCUUUCACAGACCUGACGCGAUCCGGAACACCAACUCCACGGGGGAGAACGGCACACCGUAACACGCCAUGUCCAGCGGCAAGACGCUGCGCUCGCUGGCGCCACUUGUACAGCGCCGCGCAUUCAGCUCAUCACGGCGUCGCCAUGCAGCCAGCGGCGCGACCGCAUCCGAGGCCGCCUUGCGCAUGCUCGACACCUUUGCCGGAGGCGUCUCUAUCCGUCGCCAGAUCCUGGACGCCAACCAAGUUCAAAAACUUGCCCUGACGCUCGGCCGUACAACGCUGGGCGACACGGACAUUUCCACGCAAGCACCGCGCGCGGGAACGCCCAUCCCCCCGGGCUACCAUCUCGUGUACUUCACGCCGGGUGGCCUCGAGUCGGAGCUCGGCACCGACGGGACGGACCGCACCUUCAACGCUCCCCGGCCCUUCACCCGGCGCAUGUGGGCGGGCGGGCGCAUGUCGUGGCCGGAUGCGACCGCGUCGGGGCACGCGACGCUGCGGGUCGGCGACGAGGUCGAGGAGCGGACGCGCCUGGUGAGCGCGACGCCCAAGAAGAGCCGCGGAGGCGGUGAGAUGGUGCUCGUCGAGGUGGAAAAGGAACUGUGCGCGCCGAGGGGCUACUCCGUCAUCGACAGGAGGUCGUGGAUCUUCCGGCCCGAGAUGGAUCCCGCGCAUGCGAGCGAGGGCGCAUCGUCGCUGACCGGCGAGGUGCCUCGGGCCGCGACGACGAUACAGGACGUGGCUUCGGACGACGCGAGCGGGUUCCCCGUGCGGCAGCUGCGCUGGUCACCGGUGGGACUGUUUCGCUUCUCGGCGCUGACGUUCAACGGGCACAAGAUUCACUUCAACGAGGAAUGGAGCCAGCGGGUCGAGGGACAUCCCGGCCUUGUCGUCCACGGGCCGCUGAACCUCAUCAACAUUCUCGACUACUGGCGCGACGUGCACGGCGCGGGGCUGGAGCCGGCGAGCAUCGGCUACCGCGCCAUGUCGCCCAUAUACGCCGGAGAGGCGUAUAGCAUCAAGACGGAACGGGUGGGAGAUGAGGAGGGCCAGCGGACGCAUCACAUUGUUGCUGAGAAGAAUGGCACGGUGUGCAUGAGAGCAGAGAUUGCUACAUAGAGUUUUGAAUAGACACGGAUCCGAUAGAUUUAUUUCUGCUUUGGGUAUUUCAUGAUGUGUUUAAUGCGGCAUGAGGGACCAGCCGCACCUGCGACCUUGAACGUACUUCGUCGCCUUGACGGCAUUCAAAGUAUCGUGAGC